Messenger RNA from Polyodon spathula (Mississippi paddlefish), 1082 nucleotides. It is a transcript of the gene tmem18, whose product is annotated as transmembrane protein 18. Gene Ontology annotation, cellular component: nuclear membrane. The coding region runs from base 1 to 537 and encodes 178 amino acids. The record is from RefSeq and is a predicted model, not a curated record. Lineage: Eukaryota; Metazoa; Chordata; Actinopteri; Acipenseriformes; Polyodontidae. The transcript has 6 exons.
AUGUUACCUGAUUCUGGCGACUACUGUGCGCUUACUGUGAGUUGCAGUCGGUUUGUUGGCAGUGUUGGUGUGUUUUUUGUAGAGAUGGCUCAGCAAAAUGACCGGAAUAGCUCUAUUCCAAUAGAUGCUAUCAGUAAUUUAAGAAUCACUUCUAUCUGGACAUUCCUGUUAUCUAUUGAAUGGUCUGAGUCGUGGCUCAUUGGACUGCUGGCUUUCCAUGGUUUCUGUCUCUUGGUAACAUUGAUAACAUUCAGGUUUUACAGACUACAAGUAUUUCAUUUUCUCACGAUGGUGGGGAUGGUGUACUGUGCAGAGUACAUAAAUGAAGUGGCAGCAAUUUAUUGGAGGUCAUUUUCUAAACAUCAGUACUUUGAUUCAAGAGGAAUGUUUAUCUCAUUAGUUUUUUCAGCACCCCUUUUGCUAAAUGCCAUAAUGAUUGUGGUUGUGUGGGUGUACAGAACAUUUACCACAAUGACGGAGCUGAAGACUUUGCAAAUCAAAAGGAAAGCAAAUAAAGAAAAAAGGAAAGCAGAGUAAUCCAACACUUCAGAGUACAGCCACAGUAUACACAUUCAUUCCAGGUUUAGAUUUGCAAUUGAAAUAAUCUUUUCAGAUGCAUUCCUAUUAUCAACACCAGCAACAAGUUCCCCCAGUCUGCCCAGUAGUUUAUGUCAGUGAGUACUGAUGUGCUUUUAUUGGCAUGUGUUGUAAUUGAAUUCCUUGUAGAUAAAAUAAUUUCAGUUAGUAUGUCCCAAUAUUUUAAAUACAAGUGGCAGCCAUGUAUCCUUUUGUUAUUGUCAUAAACAACUUCCAUUACAGAUAGGACUUCUCUGCAAAUCCAGAUAGUUCAUCCAAAGCCUUCCACUUUUGGUUGCUUUUAUUAAACUGUUCUGUCAUUUUCAAAGACUCAAUAGUAGCCCCUCAAAUUUUAAGUUGAGAAAGUUGCUGUUGCAGAUAUUUCAAGGUAACAAGCCAAAAAAAUGUUUUCACACGUUUUCACAAAAAAAUAGAAUUUCAGUAAAUGAGUGGUGAGUGUCUGUUCCGUUUUGACCAUGCUGUCUUAAUUAAAAUAAUCCAAACUG